Harpia harpyja (harpy eagle) is the source of this 1594-nucleotide messenger RNA. RefSeq names its product lymphocyte antigen 6E-like. NCBI's taxonomy places the organism in Eukaryota, Metazoa, Chordata, Aves, Accipitriformes, Accipitridae. The transcript is spliced from 3 exons. The coding region runs from base 21 to 392 and encodes 123 amino acids. The record is from RefSeq and is a predicted model, not a curated record.
GUGCAGGCAGAGAAGAGCAAAUGGAGAUGAGGGCUCUUCUGAUGGCGUGUCUGGCCACUGUCUUCUGCGUGGACGUUGCCAACUCGCUGACGUGCUACACCUGUAGCAACCAGAUCAGCAACUCCGAGUGCCUGAAGGCUUCCCCAUGUGCCAAAAAUGACACAGCCUGCAUGACUACAGUUGUGAAGGUAGGUGCUGGCACUCAGCAACAGAAGUUGAUCAGCAAAACCUGCGUUUCAAACUGUGUUAAGUUUCAAGACUUUUACGAAUGCUGCAGCCAGGGCAACUGCAAUCACAACGAGGCAUCUGGGAUGAGACCUCCCGUAGAGGUGCUGGGAGCUGCAGUUCUGGUCAGUGUUACCAGGCCCCUUCUCUGGACUGGACUGGGAUGAGGUCCCUAUUGAAUAACACUUUCAAGCUUCUUUAACCCAUCCUCGUCCCCCAGAACCUGCAGUUGUUUUGCCCAUCUGUCCCCAGAACGUCUUCUGAACAUCUGAUGUUCAGGCACGGAAAGGCCAGUCUGAAGCUAGCUUGAGCUUGAUAGAGGAGUGAUCCCUCAGUUAUUCUUUUAUAGCUUCUCACGCGCCAGGACUCUGCAGCCACCGCUAAAAUAAAUAAAUAAACAUCUUGGAAAUUUCUACUGAGAGCUGACUCACAGCAGGGCUGGGGUUUUGCAAGCAGCAUGGUCGGGUUGUUCGUGCAAUUACAGAGAGCACCAAACAACUGGAGGUGAGUAGGAGGAGGAUACAAUCCCCAUCAGCACAGCCCCAGAUCAGAGUGUGUCUCUUAUAUUUUCAGCCAGGCAGAAAUUUCUGAAGGCUUAUAGAGAAAGGCCUGGAAAAUAAUGAGUUUGCAUCUCCAAUGGUAUUGUUCUAGUAUGCUGCCAGCACUCUGGUCCUGACAAGGUCUGGGACAGCAUGGGGAAGGCGUAUUAGCAAAUUAAACACCCUGUGUCAGUUCCUGGCCCUGGGGUCAGCUGGUGACCAUCUGUAUAGCCGAGCUCUCUUCCUCCAAAAUAAGGUGGCUGAAUCCAAAAUACCAAUUGGAAAGUAGAUCUGGAAUUGUCAGGGAUGGUCCUAGCUGGUCAGGCCAAAAACGUGCUGAGGAGCAUGCUAACAAUUAAACGGUGUGGACAACUGUGGGACAGCCCUUAAAACUGUGCCUGGGCUCUCUGUGUAUUAUUGGUAUAGACAUAGCUGUCUCUGUGACAGCUCUUCUGCAGUGUGAUUACCACCCCAGGGCAGCUGGAAGGGUGGUGACCUCCUCUGGAGCUUGUGACACCUGGGUAUCACUGCUGGAUACCCUUAUUAAUGCCCCCAAGUACCGGUACAAUCCUAUAUGUAACUUAAUCCAGACCCAGCUGGGAUUUGGGCAAUACAGGAGUCUCGGAGAUGCCAUAAAAUCAGGUAAUAUUGGUAAACAGAGAUUUGGCAUGCCCCUGGGGCACAUUUCCCUGUCCUGCUUGAAAGAUAGGGAGCCAAAGGGCAGGUUCCCAGAAGGAUUUCGACACCUUGAUGUAAGCUGGCCCCAGGCUGCCCAUGCUGUGUUCUUGAACCCGAGUAUCUCUGCCCCACGGUGGGACUCCCAUGGUGAG